GAGCAACGCCAUGUAUUACCGUUGUCAAGACGUUCAGUGUUUAAAUCCAUGCAGGUAGUUUAUUUUGCUAUAAAACAGAAUCCAUCCAGCAAUCCUACCGAUACAACAAAGUGUCUGUCUGUAAUUACUCUGUUCUCAAAGUUGUUUGCAAGUUCGACUUUCGUUGCUUAUACCAUAAGCGCCUUUAUGCUCAACACCGGCUAUUGCCCUCACGACCAUCGGAUCCAGCUUAAACAGUCAUUGGCUUUGCAUCCCUUCUCAGAACGUCGAAUGGAUCCGCAGACAAACCGAAUGUACUUUGUAAAUCAUAAAAAUUGUACCACGCAGUGGGAGGACCCACGGGAGAGGGGCAUGGACGAAAGUCGGCCGUUGCCGCCAGGUUGGGAGAAGCGAUACACAGCGGCGGGUCAGCGUUACUUCAUCGAUCACAACAGUCGAACGACUACCUUCAUUGACCCUCGCACUGGACAGCAUGCUGGGUGUGUUAUUCCAUUAUUUAUUUCUUCUCCUCUUUUAGCUAAAGACAAGAAUAGUUUUAAUUUACAUUGCAAUUUUUAA
Hydatigera taeniaeformis is the source of this 558-nucleotide messenger RNA. The record is from the annotation of a GenBank genome assembly. NCBI's taxonomy places the organism in Eukaryota, Metazoa, Platyhelminthes, Cestoda, Cyclophyllidea, Taeniidae.